UAGGCAGGACAACCAGCUCCUAUUUCUGAAGAGGUCCCGGCGGCUUCACCUUCGCCCCUUUGUCAAAGAUGCCUCUCCAAAAUGCAGAAAGUGGGCUUUGCUGUGCUGGAAGUCUUCUGGUCCAAUUCACAUCUCUGAGCACCUCCUACUGGGUGUUGGAAUCUACCCAGAAAGGUCUUGUCCACAGUGGCCUCUGGAAGAUCUGCAUCAACCCAAACUGCACCAUGUACCAGUUUAAUUUACUGGCCCUUCAUAUCCAUGUCACCCGAGGCUUCCUCUUGAUGGCUUGUUUAUGUGGUCUCAUAUCUCUGCUGUGUGUUUGUUUCUCGUUUGAGCAUAUGGAGCUAUAUCACAUAUCCGUUCUCAAAGCUGCUGUCGUGUUGAGCUUCAGUGGAGGUCUCUUCAUCCUAAUGGGUAUGUCUGUAUUCACAGCUGUUUACAGGAACUCCCAUUCCUACACCAAUUAUUUGCUCUACUUUGGUUCUUCCUAUGGCUUGGGUUGGGCCUCUCUUCCUAUGUAUGCCAUGACUGGGAUACUGCUAAUGCUGACUCAAAAAACCAUGGUCUCUGAACUCUGGGUACCCCCUCUUCCAUAACAGCUUGAAGAACUCCCAGGGGUUGACUAACUGACUUCAUGUCGUGGAAGACCAGCAAUGGACCUUAUAACUGGGCAAAGCAUAGCUUUAUCAGGAUGGUGGCAGCCGACAGGAUACGGCAUGCCUGUAUCAGUUCAGAUAAAAUGACCAGACGGACAGGCAUCAGGGUUACUCCGAUACUCUCCGCGUGUUUGCCAUUUGGAACGGACCAGCAUCAUUUACCAUGGUGUGCCAAAUUAGGCAAGUUAUGGUUUGACAACAUGCAAGUUGUGUCUAGACCAGAGCUGGAAACCAGAACUCAUUUGGAGGUAAACCACUUUGUACAAGGAAUGAUUUCCCUGCUUUCGCUCUCCUCAGACAAACUAUAGUUUUCUUGAACCAGGAAGUUAGAUCAAAAUGGGAAGGAAACAUAUGACCUUGGUUUUGUUUGCGAUGCUCACUCAUCUAUUGGUGAUUGGAAAGCAGCAGUAAUUCACACAACCAGCUGUUGUUCUGCCCUUGGGCCCAUCAAAAUUGCUCACUGGUCUUCGUUUAUACAGCAGAUGAAUUGAAUAAUGCAUUAGUCAAAGGAGCAGUGGUCAUGUGUACAACUAACAACACACAGAAGACAUGAGGAAUGUUAAGCCUGGUGGUCCUUGUUCUUGUAUCAGGAGGGAUGUGGGUGUGUUGAAAAUGCAUGUGUUUGGUUAUCAGUGAAUGCAUGUGUUUGGUUAUCAGUUUAUAUCUGAAUCUCCGGCUGAGUGAUCAUACAGCGUAUGUACACAUCUAAUCUUGUUUGAUAGCUAACACAAGCACCACUAACCAGUCCUUCCAUAGCUGAACAUCCCACCUCUCUAAUUACUCACCCAGCCACCCUCACUAAUGUUG
Messenger RNA from Pogona vitticeps (central bearded dragon), 1463 nucleotides. The record is from RefSeq and is a predicted model, not a curated record. Lineage: Eukaryota; Metazoa; Chordata; Lepidosauria; Squamata; Agamidae.